UACAUCCAUCCCGCAUUCUCUCAACCCCAAACUUUAUCCACUCCACUCCACUCCCGGCCCAAACGAAUAACAAUUUGAAUUUAACAUGAGUGAUCAAGAAGUUGAUGAUAUAUUUGGAGAAUACGAAAAAACCUCAUACAGUGCCGAAGAAAAUGAUUCAAACUCAAAGAAUGGGGAAGUAGAUGCUGAUAAAGGAAAACGGGACAAAAAGUCAGAAACAACCAAAACACGUAAAUUAGUAAGGAGUCAGCAGUUAAAGCUUGAUCCAAACAGAGUAUGUGGUCCAAGAGGAAUCACAGCUGUCAUACAGAAUUUUAAAAAUGUAAAAUUGCAAGGGAAAGGUCAUGAGAAAUCAGAUCUUGAAACGGUUCUCUCUCAAAUGGAACACUGGGCUCAUCGAUUGUUUCCUAAACUACCAUUUGAUGAUUGCAUUGAAAGUGUUGCAAAACUUGGGAAUAACAAAUCUGUGCAGGUCUAUAUGAAACGAUUUCGAAUGGGAAUGUUAGAUACUGAACAAGAAAUCGAGGAAACUUUGGAAAACACAGAUGCACAAUUUGACAACAUUACUGAAAGAGGAACAGAUGUGUUUAGUACUGUGAUGUCGCGACCUUCGCAGUCUCUGACUCAUAUAUCUGAAGAUCAACAGAGUAGAAUGGCUGAAAACAAAAGAAAAGCUGAAGAAAAACGGAAAUCAAGAUUGAUGCUUAAUACUUCCAAUUUAAAUGAUACUUGUUCAAAUGAGAGCUUUACCUCUAAAAUAUUGCCAGAGUUAAAUGCUACAGUGGAUACUGUGAUAUCUGAAACUACAGCUGAAACUAAUGAAAACAACUCUGAAAUUUUGGAUAUUGACAUGUUUCUUGAAAAUUUGCCUUAGCAGUUUGAUCCCACUUUCUCUUCUCAAUUGUACUUUGAAAUAAAAAUGUGAAGUUUGUGGAAAA
Messenger RNA from Daphnia pulex (common water flea), 938 nucleotides. Its product is annotated as TIMELESS-interacting protein-like. The record is from RefSeq and is a predicted model, not a curated record. The transcript is spliced from 4 exons. Lineage: Eukaryota; Metazoa; Arthropoda; Branchiopoda; Diplostraca; Daphniidae. Bases 86 to 874 code for a protein of 262 amino acids. Gene Ontology annotation, molecular function: DNA binding. Gene Ontology annotation, biological process: DNA damage response; DNA replication checkpoint signaling; replication fork processing. Gene Ontology annotation, cellular component: replication fork protection complex; nucleus.